This is a messenger RNA of Cicer arietinum (chickpea), 1043 nucleotides long. NCBI's taxonomy places the organism in Eukaryota, Viridiplantae, Streptophyta, Magnoliopsida, Fabales, Fabaceae. The record is from RefSeq and is a predicted model, not a curated record.
GAAGGCCCAGUAGAAAAUGACAGAAAAACGGUGACCCUACCAAGACAACAUUCCCUCCCACAGUCCCAUUUGUGAAUUUUCUCUCUACACAUAUCAAAUCAAACCGCAAUGGCCGCGUGGUGUCACCCUGCUACUACACACACAUUUCCCUCACUCUCACUACCACCACCACCUUCUCGUUCAAUCACUCAUAUUCAUCGACUUUCAUUUUCCGGCAUCGCUUACCCUACACUCUCUUAUUCUUCAACCACACUACUUCACGUCAAAUCCUCCAAUUACAACGUCCAGGUCGUUGUCGAAGAAGACGAACCCGAAGAUCAACUCGUCCAUCGCUUCAGAAAAGAGGUCCUUAGGGCCGGAAUUCUUCAGGAGUGCAGACGUAGAAGGUUCUUCGAGACACCACAAGCCAAAGUCAAAAGGAAAGCCCGAGAAGCUUCUAGAAGAAACCGUAAAUGGCCAUAUUCUAGAAUUCUUGCACAGAAUAAAGAUGAAUCUCCAAAUAAGGAAAAAGAUGAUGAUGGUGAAGAAGAGGAUAAUUGGGAACUUUCAGAUGUACCAGAUCUUCCAUAUUGUUAAAAUUCAAAUGCAGAACAGAAACAAGCAGAGGUAAAUGAAACUUUCACGAAAAGCAUUUAACUCUCUUUUAAGUAGUUCUAACCCCAGCCAAAAUCCCUUCUCCAUCCGAAGCCGAAGUUGGUGCUCUCACUAUCCUGAGAGGUAAUUACCUGUCUCAUGUAACUUUUACUUCACUCAAAUUACAUACAUCAAGGAAAGGAAAAUGUUGCUUAGUUAUAGUUUUCAAGACAGUUGCUGAUAUUGAAUUGCUUCUGCAGACCUUCCUGUUGUUCUGAUAUUUUUUUCUUCAUGUUGUUUGUAAAUAUUGCUUAUUUUAAAGCCAUUAGUGUUUGCACUAUCAGCUAGUAAUUUGUUUGUUUUAUGGAGAUUUUCUUAUUCUGAGGAUAAUUGUAAUUAACAUUUGGGUCUGCUACUAUGUUUUUCGAUGACUUGUUUUGAAAUUUAUUCAGAAAGUUAGUUUUUCUGUA